AUGAAUGACCUGAAUAAUAUCAAUUUGGAAAUCGACGGUCUGACAUACGAAAAGUUACAUUAUCUGCGCGAAAUACAGUGCUGCCAAAGUUAUCAGCCUAUUGACAAAGAUUGUGAAUUUUUGAAAGUUCCAAUAAAAAAGCUGUCUACAGAUGAUGAUUCACUACCGUCAGAGACUGACGAUACAGAAGUGCCAGAUACAGAAAAAGCUCACCAGCUUACAAUAAAACUUUUGGAAUCAGAGCUAGAGCAACGAAGAGCUUUGCUAAUUGAAUUAGAUAAAAUUUUGCCACCACGUAAAUCGCUUUGGCUACAAAAAAUCAAAACGCGCAACAACGAAUGUGACAAGCUAUUUAAAAAACUAGAACAGCUUCGCGGACAGGUUUCGCAGCUUCAAACAGAUUGUAACAUCUCUCUAGUCAAGCAGGUUCAAACACAUCGUCUGUCUCGAUAUCUACCACUACCACUCUAUAGCAUAUACAUACAGUUAACGAGUUGGGUACAACUCCAGGACGAAAAAGCUCUGACAGUGAAUAUUUUAGGGGAUAAAACCAAUGCACAACAAAUUAAUGGAUCCUGGGAAUCCAAAGGCUUGAAGGCGUUACGUGAACUUUCAAUAGCGGAUCUUCACAAAUCACACUCGUUGUCUCUUCUCUUAAGACUCGUGUGGCCAACCUCAGGAAAUCCCAUUAAUGUCCGUAUUGAAUAUCUGGUUCACUUGCAUAUUGUGACGGCGAUCGUCGAAAUGGCAGAAGAUCCCUACCUUUUGGCUCUUUUGUACCCAGAUGACAGCGGCGAAUUCAGUCCCAACUUUUCUAAUUGUUACAUACACGACGAAAAAAAACCCUUUCAAAUUCUCAAAUCGAAGGGACGCGCUUUUCGGUGGCUACAAUUCAUUGCUGGCUUAUAUUUUGUUCAUCCCCUGCCAGCCGUUACGCCCAUUGAAAUUAGUCCGGACUUGAAGAAAAGCACUGAUACUUCUAGCGGGGUAAUGGCCCUGGAUUUUCAAGGAACUUCCGAUUACUCGCUGACUCAAAUCAUGUCUAGGUUAUUCAAGCGCCUGAAGGUGCGAGAAACGCUCAAUUCCCACAUCUCUCUGUUUAAGAGCGGGAAAAUCCCCAUCGAAAGUAACAUCAAGCCCAACGUACCCAACACUUCGUGGCUGCAUAGAUGGGAAGACCAAUCCUAUCUGCAAGCAAAGGAGCUAAUCAAGACCAUCGAAGCAAAAAUGAAGCUGAAUGAACAUUCGGAUUUUGAAGAAUCUCCACCAAUCAGUGUUCCUGUCGGUACCACUGUUUGUGUAGUUACGCCUCCGGAGUUUGUAGCAGUUCAUCCGAAUUCAAUUGAACUGUCAAGCCGAUUUUUCAAGAUUAUCUUUGCAACCUCAGAUACCAAAGAAAAAAUAUGCGGUCUCGUACAAGUAUUUGCCGAUUAUCCUUCAAGAAUUCCUGUAUUCUUGUUCUAUUUGGAGACGACAAAUGAAAUCUCAAAAAGCAGUAUUCAGGAAAUUUUAAAGAUUCAAUCUGCUAUUAACACUCUAGAGUCAGAGGAUGAAGCUUUAGAGGAAAGCCAAAUUUUGGCGUAUCAAGUUUCUAAACUACAAAUAUGCCUAGACAUUAAGUGCGACUUGGACAAACAAAAAGAGAAAUCGAUUUUUGCUAACAUAGAGGAGCGAUACACAAAGCAAUUUUGGAAGAGCUUGUGCUAGAGGGUCUUGUACUACCCAGUCAUAUUUUUUUCGGAGGUGCAAAAUGGAUCAAUUUUAUUUUGGCAGCAAAACCAUAAACAUUCUUGACAGGUGACACCAAUAAUUUCAAAACUAGGUUUGAUUAAACAUGAAUGUUGGCCCAACCAGCUUUCUUCUCUCUUCUGAUUCUGUUUCUUUUCU
Schistocerca gregaria is the source of this 1887-nucleotide messenger RNA. RefSeq lists its product as uncharacterized. Gene Ontology annotation, cellular component: THO complex part of transcription export complex. The transcript has a single exon. Gene Ontology annotation, biological process: mRNA export from nucleus; positive regulation of DNA-templated transcription, elongation. NCBI's taxonomy places the organism in Eukaryota, Metazoa, Arthropoda, Insecta, Orthoptera, Acrididae. The record is from RefSeq and is a predicted model, not a curated record. Gene Ontology annotation, molecular function: mRNA binding. Bases 1 to 1707 code for a protein of 568 amino acids.